ACAAUGGGUAAGACAAAGACUAGACCUUGCAUGAUACAAAAGUGGAGACACAAGUAACAAGUACCCGUAGCUUUUAUUGCUAUAUUGUGAUCACGGGUUAUAUUAUAUCCCACAUAACACCAAAUCCCACAGCACAAAUUCUCCCCCAUCAUAACAAUAAUAAGGAAAAACCCACACUAGUGCAGCAGCAGCAAAAACACAUAUACCCUCUCUCUCUCUCUCUCUCUCUCUCUCUCUCUGAUGGAAAAUUACGACAAUGGUUCUCCUCCAGCUUCGAAGAAUCACAGCCACAACCAUAGCCAGCAUGAGUUGUCGGAACACCAUGAAAUAAUACCAUCUUCAUCACUUGUAAUAAUACUCAUCCCGGUAAUCAUUGUUAUAUUGCUAUUCGCAAUCCUGUUAUUGGCAUUGAUGCUCCGUCGCCUACAGUUCUCAAGAAGCAACACCGCAAACAGGAUAAGCAGCAUUUCCUCAUCAUCCACUAAUAAUAAUAAAAAUGUCGUAAACAACAGCAAUUGCAUGUUCAUCGCUCACAGCACAAUCAACAUCGCUUCUGAAGCAAGCUGCCUUUACGGGACAACAACAACAACAACCAACACACCGCACCAUAAUCAUUUCCAAGUCCAAGUUUUUAGUCUCAAAGAAAUCGAAAUCGCCACUAGUAAAUUCAGUGAGCGAAAUGUGCUAGUAAAUGGUGUGUACAGAGGUGUGCUCAGGGACGGCACUUCGGCCGCCAUUAAAACACUGCCCGCACAAGGCAGAUCCGCCGAACGUGCCUUUCGCUCCCAGGUAGAUUUAUUGAGCCGGUUGAGGUCUCCGUAUAUAUCGCAAUUCUUGGGUUACUGCGCGGACCAACAUCACAGAUCACUUGUGUUUGAGUACAUGCCGAACGGUUCUCUUGAGAAGCAUCUCCACCGAUGCGGGACCGCGUUGAAUUGGGGUAUUCGUAUGAAGAUAGCACUCGAUUGUGCUAGAGCAUUGGAAUACCUACACGAGCACAUAAACCCGUCCAUCAUUCAUCGCAAUAUCAAAUGCAGCAACAUUCUCUUGGAUCUAAACUUCAGACCUAAACUCUCUGGAUUUGGGUUGGCCAAAAUCGGAUCGGACAAACUCAACGGCCUCAUCUCAACACGAGUUUUAGGAACAACCGGAUAUUUGGCGCCAGAGUACGCAUCAACAGGAAAGCUUACAACAAAGUCGGAUGUAUACAGUUACGGUGUGAUUCUGUUAGAGCUUUUGACAGGGCGUGUGCCUAUUGAUACGAGUCGUCCACCUGGAGAGCAUGUCCUUGUUUCAUGGGCACUUCCACGUUUGACAAACAGAGAAAAAGUGAUAGAAAUGAUAGAUCCAGCGCUCGAGGGACACUACUCCAACAAGGAUCUUAUUCAAGUUGCAGCUAUAGCUGCAAUGUGCGUACAAACGGAAGCUGAUUACAGACCGUUGAUAACGGACGUGGUACAGUCUUUGAUGCCAUUGGUUAAGAGUUAUAACACAAUGCCGCCAUCUCCAUCCACUUCACUCAGAUCUUUUACUCACACUCCAAGCCCCAUCAACACCUCAAACAUUCGUUAAAGAUCGAUUUGCAACCAGACUACUGCACGCUGUUCGAUAUCAUGCAUAGACAUACAAAUACAUACACAAGUGAUGAUUAGUCAUUCUUCAUCUUCCGUUUCAAUAAAUAUUGCGCCAUAUAUAUAUAUUUUUUAGAAGCGCUCUCUGCUAAUUUACUUGGAAGGUCGACAAGCGGAUUGCUUUCUUGAUUUCUUGUGUGAUUUUUUUGAAUUUUUGUUAAAUUCUACAUCUUGUUGUGCAAAUAAUCUUAAUGAAGUGAGAUCAUAUUUAAUUUUUGUUUUAUUAA
This is a messenger RNA of Erythranthe guttata (spotted monkey flower), 1858 nucleotides long. Its product is annotated as putative serine/threonine-protein kinase PBL7. Gene Ontology annotation, biological process: protein phosphorylation. Gene Ontology annotation, molecular function: ATP binding; protein kinase activity. NCBI's taxonomy places the organism in Eukaryota, Viridiplantae, Streptophyta, Magnoliopsida, Lamiales, Phrymaceae. The record is from RefSeq and is a predicted model, not a curated record.